This is a messenger RNA of Gracilinanus agilis (Agile Gracile Mouse Opossum), 2150 nucleotides long. Its product is annotated as ribosomal L1 domain-containing protein 1-like. The record is from RefSeq and is a predicted model, not a curated record. The coding region runs from base 26 to 1207 and encodes 393 amino acids. The transcript is spliced from 9 exons. Gene Ontology annotation, cellular component: 90S preribosome. NCBI's taxonomy places the organism in Eukaryota, Metazoa, Chordata, Mammalia, Didelphimorphia, Didelphidae.
UCAGGGUCUAUUGCAAUCUAGGAAAAUGGGUGGUCUGGCUGAUGAAAAGACAAAGCCUCAGCUCGUGUCACACGAGGAGAUUAAAAAAGCAACAGAAGAUUUGUUGAGAUACAGAAAAAAUAAGCCAAAUGCUAAUCCAAUGCUUAUGAGUGAGGAUGAAAAUAUGUUUUUAUUGGUGACUUUAUGGAAAAUUCCCCCAGAAGGAAAAGAAAUCAGAAUACCUUUGCCACAUGGUAUCAGACCUGAUUCAAAAGACAUUUGUUUAUUUACCAAGGAUGACCCCAAUUUAACUUCAGAAGAAACAGAAAUUUUCUAUAAGCAGCUAUUUCAAAAGAAGGGGAUUACAAGUAUUACUGAGAUUAUCCCUUUCACAAGAUUAAAACGUCAAUUUAAAACUUAUAAAACCAUGCGGCGCCUUGUGAGUAGUUUUGACCUUUUCCUUGCUGAUCAAAGGAUUACACGACUUUUAUUCUCACACUUGGGAAAGCUUUUUGUUCGAAGAAAGAAAGUACCUUUAGCAGUAAACCUCUCUCAUCGAAAUUUGUCACAACACAUCAAUAGAAUUGUCCAGGGAACUACAUUAACUGUCACUAAUCAAGGCAGUCUCAAUACAACACGUGUGGGUCACAUUGGAAUGCCUGUAGAUCACCUAGUGGAAAAUAUUGUUGCUGCUAUAGACGUGCUUUCAGAAAAGUUGCCAGAGAAGUGGGAUAGUGUAAAAUUUCUACACCUGAAAACUGAAAAAUCUCUUUCCAUUCCAAUCUUUCCUUCAUUUGACUCCCAUUUGGAUUCUCCUCAGAAAAGUGAGAAUCAGAAACAAAGUAAAAAAGUGGCCUCCAAGCCUGCCCAGACUGCAGUGAGGUCUGAAAGUGAAUGUGGUUUAGGUGGUUAUAAGCUUGAACCUGCAAAGGAGAGCAAAGCAGAGCCUUACUCAUCAAAGAAUGAGAUUCCACAGGUAUUUCCAAUUCAAGGAACAUCUCCUCAAAAGUGUCUAGAGAAAGUAGCUCUAUUUGAGGAGUGUACAGGAGAGAACCUCAGCCCUGAAACACCACAAGCUAAAACUCCUGGUAAAAAGAGAAAAGCUUCCAUGGCUCUGGAGACUGCAAAACAGGUUAACAAAAGUUCCACAGAGUUGAAGACUACUCCAGAUGCUGGCAAAGAUAAGAAGCCAAGGACCCAUCCCCAAGAAAGCCCAGAAGAAAAGUAAUUCUUCCCUAGAGGUCAGAGCCCUAGAGAAGACUCCCAAGAAGCCAAAAUGCAAGUCAUUUACUACUCACAAUAAAAUAGGGAAAAUUAUGAAAUCAACUCCCAAAGCUCCUCAAACACUAAGAUAAAAGCAGAACAAAGCAAGUCAUUCCCAAGUCAACCUAAAUAUAUUCUGAAGGACUUUUAAAAUAAAAUUUAUUUUUACUUGUUUUUCUAUUUACUUCACACAGUGAAAAAAAUAAAUGUAUUUCAGUGUCUUAUCUGUGUUUCAGUUCCCUUAUUCUGAUGUAGCAUUUGUUCCUGAGCCAGUCUUACUCCUGUGUUUAAAAUAGGUCUGCUUUAUUGUUUUGCUGUAAAUGUUAACUUAAGCCUCAUGGCUUGAACUGUUUUGUCAGAUUUAUUGCAUUUAUUUCCUUUAUUAAUAGCUUAAAAUGAGUCAAAUUAUUCACUCAAGGUAAGCAGUGAAUUGAUAAAAGGUUAAUGAUGGCAAAAAAACAACCUUUCCUUUUUAAAGAAUUUUUCCUUUCUCCUAUCCCUUACUCCUUUCUUAUAGCCGAACAGGUCCUCAACCCAUAAGUAGGUUAGCUGUAGCAUUAGAAAAUUCAGAAUUGAUUAGGUCUAGUACCCCAGAAUCUUUUUUUUUAAACAUAGUUAAAAUUCAUUGUAUUUGCCUUCUCAGAGCUUUCUGUUUUUGAUUGAAACAAAAGACAGAAAAGGAAAUUUAUGUGUAUUCAUUUCAUUACUCUACCCUUUCACUUACUGAUCCCAGAAACUAAUAGAUCACUUUUAAGAAUUUCUACCCAAGAAUAACUUCUUAAUUAGGCAUAGUUUGAAAUAUAGGCAACAAAAUAAAUGUUCAAAAUAAUGAAAGAAAUGCUAUAAAGUUCAGACGGUUGCUAUAAUCUCUUUGGAGUUUCAGAAGCCUUGUGGGUAUAGCACUAUAU